AUGACCAAGAAAAGAAGGAAUAAUGUUCGUGCCAAAAAAGGACACGGCCACAUGCAGCCUAUUCACUGCACCAACUGCGCCCAUUGUAUGCCCAAGGAAAAGGCUAUUAAGAAGUUCGUUAUUCGGAACAUAGUAGAGGCCGCUGCCAUCAGGGACAUUUCUGAAGCGAGUGUCUUCGACGCCUAUGUGCUUCCUAGGCUGUAUGUGAAACUACAUUAUUGCAUGAGUUGUGCCAUUCACAGCAAGGUAGUCAGGAAUCACUCUUGUGAAGCACCCCCACCCCGAUUCAGACCCACAGGUGCUGUCCAACGACCUCUACCGAAGCCUAUGUAA
Messenger RNA from Canis lupus familiaris (dog), 333 nucleotides. RefSeq names its product 40S ribosomal protein S26-like. Lineage: Eukaryota; Metazoa; Chordata; Mammalia; Carnivora; Canidae. The transcript has a single exon. Gene Ontology annotation, cellular component: cytosolic small ribosomal subunit; ribosome. Gene Ontology annotation, molecular function: structural constituent of ribosome; mRNA binding. Gene Ontology annotation, biological process: translation. The record is from RefSeq and is a predicted model, not a curated record. Bases 1 to 333 code for a protein of 110 amino acids.